Neltuma alba is the source of this 1309-nucleotide messenger RNA. Its product is annotated as peroxidase 12-like. Bases 36 to 1091 code for a protein of 351 amino acids. The transcript has 3 exons. The record is from RefSeq and is a predicted model, not a curated record. NCBI's taxonomy places the organism in Eukaryota, Viridiplantae, Streptophyta, Magnoliopsida, Fabales, Fabaceae. Gene Ontology annotation, biological process: hydrogen peroxide catabolic process; response to oxidative stress. Gene Ontology annotation, molecular function: heme binding; peroxidase activity.
AGUGCUCACACUGAAUUGAAGAGAGUAAAACAUACAUGGCGGUCUCAUCGUCCCUCCUUUACUCUUUGCUCUUCAUCUCCUGCCUCGUCCUCUCUGCCACUAAGGCAGAGUCUCAGGCCAAGCCUCCCAUCGUGAACGGCCUCUCAUGGACCUUCUACGAGUCCAGCUGCCCCGGCAUCGAAUCCAUGGUCACGAAACAUCUCAAAUCCGUCUUCAAGAAGGACAUCGGCCAAGCCCCUGCCUUGCUUCGCAUCUUCUUCCACGACUGCUUCGUCCAGGGGUGUGAUGGGUCCAUCUUGUUGGACGCGAUUGCACCAAGCAACCAGAGUGAGAGAGACUCCAGAUCCAACGGUGGCAUCAGAACAGAGGCCUUGAAGACCAUCGACGAUAUUAGAGAGCUCGUCCACAAGAAAUGUGGAAGAGUUGUCUCCUGUGCUGACAUCGUCGCUCUCGCGGGCCGUGAUGCUGUUGUCUUGACAGGAGGGCCCAGCUUCCCAGUUCCACUAGGAAGACGGGACAGCCUCACCUUGAACUUCGACGAGACAAGCAACCUCCCAUCUCCCUUCGCCAACACCACCGGCACCAUCAAGACCUUCGACGACCAGAACUUCGACGUAACCGACGUGGUCGCCCUCUCCGGCGCCCACACCUUCGGGCGAUCCCACUGCAACUCCUUCUCCGACCGCGUCUCCGGCACGAGCCCGGCUCCCAUCGACCAGACCCUCCUGAAGAACCUCAAGGCCACUUGUCCCAGCGCCAGCUCACCCAACACGGCAAACCUCGACAUCCGAACUCCCAACAAGUUCGACAACAAGUACUACAUCGACCUGAUGAACCGACAGGGAGUGUUCACGUCAGAUCAGGACCUGUUUUCCGACGGUCGUACCAAGAAGUUGGUACAGAGCUUUGCGCUGGACGAGAAGCUGUUCUUCGAGAAGUUCACGAACGCUAUGAUAAAGAUGAGCCAGCUUAGGGUUUUGACGGGGAAGCAGGGAGAGAUCAGAGCCAAGUGUAAUCUCAGGAACAGUGGGAAGAAGUCUAUGUUGGCUUCUGUGGUGGAAAAGGCGGUUGAAAUGGCGGAACAGUUCUAGAUAAUAAUGGAGGCCACGGAUACAUGAUGAUGCACGUUUCAAGUCUUCUGUAAGUUUUACUUUAGAUAUCAUCCCAAGUGCGAGAUGUGAGACACUUUUGGGUGUUUGAUCGUUUAAUUUGGAUAAUAAUUUGUGCAAGGUUACGUUUUGGAGGGUUCUAACUCUGGUACUGAGAUAUAUAUAUAUAUAUAUAUAUAUCUAUGCUUCUUGUCGUUGUA